GAUCAUUCUAAGCCUGCCUUGGUGGAGUUCGGUCGGUUGUCAGCUCCUCGUUGGGUCGUGCUCCGAGAUCCGCUCGAUUUCCUGCGUUGAAACACCGCGUCUUGCUCAAGUGUUUUCUUGUUCUCGUGUUUCGGCUGAAUCCGGAACGACCUACGAUCUGAACUCGUCGAUUCCAGUAGCAGUUGUUAUCGAGUUAGUCAGAGCUGUCCGUCCGUCGCUCAUCGGUCCGUUCGUUCGUGUGUCGAGGAGGCAAGCAGACAAACAGACAGACAGGCAGGCUAAGAGACACACGUCGGAAUCAAUCCGAAAAACGCUCCGGUUUCGCUAUACUUGGUAGUGCAGCUCAUUCGUACGUGUAACGACGAUCCAGCUCGUGAGGUGGUCGAAUCGCUCGAGCUACCGCCGCUAGUGAAUCGACGAAAACCACCAGCCCACAAAGUGAAUCUACUGUCGUCUACUUCGUCGUUUUUUCUGCCGCCGCCGCCACCAAUUCUUCGGUGUCGCCGUCGUAGUGAAAGGUCUCUCAACCAACCCCAUUGUCAACAGUUCCAGCUGAAGCAUGGCAGUAGCCGAUCGCGAGGACAACGUUUACAAAGCCAAGCUCGCUGAGCAGGCCGAGCGUUACGAUGAAAUGGUCGAAUCGAUGAAGUCGGUGGCCUCGCUCGAUCUUGAGCUCACGGUUGAGGAGCGCAACCUGCUCUCGGUUGCCUACAAGAAUGUGAUCGGAGCCCGAAGAGCUUCCUGGAGAAUCAUUUCAUCAAUUGAACAAAAGGAAGAAAACAAGGGAACCGAGGCCCGUAUGCCCAUGAUCAAAACGUACCGUGUUCAAAUCGAAGACGAGCUGCGCGGAGUGUGCGAGGACAUUCUCGGAGUUCUCGACAAACAUUUGAUUCCUACUGCUUCCACCGGUGAAAGCAAGGUGUUCUACCACAAAAUGAAGGGCGAUUAUCACCGAUAUCUCGCGGAGUUCGCCCAGGGCAACGACCGUAAGGAGGCCGCCGAAAACUCUCUCGCUGCGUACAAGAACGCCUCGGACGUCGCCACCUCGGAACUACCUCCAACCCAUCCUAUAAGACUGGGACUUGCGCUGAACUUCUCGGUGUUCUACUACGAGAUCCUCAACUCGCCCGAACGCGCAUGUCGUCUGGCUAAGGCAGCGUUCGACGAUGCUAUCGCUGAGCUCGACACGCUGUCUGAGGAAUCGUACAAGGACUCCACUCUGAUCAUGCAGCUGCUCAGGGACAACCUCACCUUGUGGACUAGCGAUAUGCAGCAUGAGUCUGGUGAUGGAGAACCCAAGGACGAACCCGCCUCCGAAGAAAAGAAGGAGGAGGCCUCGUAAGCAGGGACUCCGUCGAUGAGGAAAGAAUUGGGACGGGGGAAAAUUCAGAUACGAGAGAAAGGAAGAACUCAAUGGUUAUUCAAGCCACAAGGGUAGCGAUCGAUACACAGGGAUGAGGAUCCACAGGUUGGAGGACGUUUCAGGGGUCAUCGCGCCACUUGAGGAACAUCUACAACAACGUGCUUCGCAGUAUCACACUAUUGUCUAACAAAUUGGUAGAACUCGCUAAAAUUGAAUCACCUUAAUGAGAGAAUGGUAAUACCGUAGAGAUGAAAUAACCCAAAAAAAUCAUGGAUCAAUCAGAACACCAUUACGAUCAGACGGAUUCCGGUUCCCCAAGAUUACAUUACGAUAAAUCCAUAUGAUACACGUAUACGAACACCAAGCUUAUUGAUAAGAGCAUUUUUUAUCGUGACAACCAUAAUUAUUAUCCCCAACGGCUGUAAUUCGGAUCGUCACAAUAUUGAGGAUGCGACAAUUUCGAUCACUAUAACUAUACAUAUAUAUGUCGCCAUUUUCAUUUCGAUCGAUGGAACUGAUUAUCGUGAUUCUAUUCUUCGAUCUCGGAGUCUGAACUGGAAAAGCAAUCUGUGUACUGUGACGCGUCCACCGAUACGGGGAGCACAACGUGAAACCGAGUACUGGCUAAUCAUAUGAUGAAACGAGAGUUACAGCUUCCUGAAGAAGAGGCCGCCUCAGUUCAUUGCGGAGCAGUGAUUCAUUUGAUGAGCCGAUCGAUUGAUCCACAUGGGAUCACAUUGGUUGAUGCCUGAUUGAUUGAUGGAUGCAUAAAAAAGUGGUUUAUCGAGAACUGCAGUGAUGUGGCUCCUUUGGUUGUGGGGGAGUUCUCGGAGAGUGGGAAAACUCUCCGUCACUUCCUCGAUCGAUUCGUUCGUUUUUCCACGAGAAUUUAAGCGAAGAAAGAAAGAAACCGAAUUGGAGAAUCUCAAACCGUGGAUACUCGGUCAAGUUGGGCAAUGAUGUUCCCGUCAACGGCAAAUAUCAACGCGAGAGGUCUACCAUCUCCACCUCGAUCGCGAACGCGAUAAUCGCAGCUCUCAUUGAUUUCGAUCCGUCACGUGUUCUUUGAUUGGGGGAGGAGAGGGAUCUAGCUUUUCUAUUUCGUUCGAUGAAAAGGUUUGACGCGGACUUUUCGCAUCUCGGAGCGUUCAUAUCUACGAUAGUAAGAAUACAGGGAGUCCUUGUGCCUCUGUUUGAUCCUUGUUCACUUGAGUUUCACUUCAGAAUUUCUCAUUCGAUGUGAUAUCCAAUGGUUUGGUUUGUUCUCUCAAGUACGAACUCCGAAAAUCCAAGUUCCUCUUUGAUUAUUCAGCUACACGGACGCCCAUCGUUCCGUGUUGCCGUGAUCGCCGGAAACAAACCCCAUGACAAAGUGAUCUGAACCACUCUCCCGUGAUUGCACUCCUUUCUAUGAAGAGCUGUCGUCAAUAAUUCCCAAUCUCAAAACCUUAACUGUACCGAUGGUCAUGAUUCAUGAGAAGGCCAGAACGAUGCGCUUCAUGAGAUGUCAGGUCUUCCGACGCACUGGGAGGUCUAUGCCAAGAACUACUCAAUUUACCACCACUACCACCAACCUGGACAGUGAGACCAAAUCUUUCGAUAUUUUAUCCACUAUCCAUUUAUCUACCGAGCAUCCUACUACCCGAACCAACCAGCAACCAAACCGACAAGUUAUCUGUCUAACUCUACACGAAAUCAUCGAAGAGCAUUGGAGGCAUCAAUCAAAACAGAAAUCUAGAACAUUCCGAUUCGCUGACUUAGGAUAGGAUUUCAGUUGCUAGCUAAUGGAACUUUUCUUGAAUAAACUGAACUCUCAGUGAAUAUCCAAAAUCUAGCAGAGAAAUCGUUUCCGAUUGUGCAGUACGAUGCAGACGUAGGUGACCUUCCCUUGAGUAUGUUGUACAAACCGAUGAUAGCGCUUCGUCUACUACUACGGCUAUGAUAUAAAUUACCACUACUACUACAGCUACUACUCCUACUACUACUACCACCACCACUACUAUUACUACUAAUACGACUGAUUGAAAGUCUACUAGAACCACUACUUACUGAACUACUUCUGACACUACUAUGUCUCGGAGUACUGAUUCCACCGCUGCGGCGAUCAGUACUGAGAUCAUCACCUCCACCAUGUCCACCCUGCUAUAGCUCAAAGUGAUUUCGAGAGUUUGGUGUGCUGGCCAUCAUAACCGUUUUCUCUGGAAACGGCUGAGAAGUUUCUUCUCGAAUCAUCGAAAAUCGGCUUCAAUCACACCAACCCGCUCGACGACCAGAACACAUCUCCACCGAACAGAGUUUCUUCUUUCUAAUAAACUCUCGUUUUUUCCUGCAGAAUUG
Messenger RNA from Galendromus occidentalis (western predatory mite), 3700 nucleotides. It is a transcript of the gene 14-3-3epsilon, whose product is annotated as tyrosine 3-monooxygenase/tryptophan 5-monooxygenase activation protein epsilon. The coding region runs from base 560 to 1342 and encodes 260 amino acids. Lineage: Eukaryota; Metazoa; Arthropoda; Arachnida; Mesostigmata; Phytoseiidae. The transcript is spliced from 7 exons. The record is from RefSeq and is a predicted model, not a curated record.